Molecule: messenger RNA, 1381 nt
Organism: Chenopodium quinoa (quinoa)
Lineage: Eukaryota; Viridiplantae; Streptophyta; Magnoliopsida; Caryophyllales; Amaranthaceae
Exons: 6
Coding region: 439-1161 (240 amino acids)
Source: RefSeq, a predicted model, not a curated record
AAUCAAUUCAAGGAAGCUCCUGGAAAAGAAUGUGUUGUUUAUGAAGGUGUUCGUAGCAAUGUUAAGGGUGUUAUUCAGUAUGAGCUACCUGCUAGUUCAAUGUCUAAUGAGGAAAUCCGUUCAAUCGCUAUUGAUGAAGUUUAUGAGAAGUUUUUGCUCAUGAAAAGAGAUUUGGAAGUGGUAUCAAACUUCUACAUGGAUGAGUUGAAAGUCUUAUUUCAGACUCAUAAACUUAAUGAUGCUUCCACUUUGAUACCUCCAAUCUCCCAAACUGAUUUAUUCUUUAUGGAUCCUCGUGUUCAUGAAAUUGUUGAUGAGAUUGUGUCUCUUGUAAGUUGGGUAAAGAUGCUGAUAUUGAUGAUAACGGUGCACCUGCAAAAGAGAUUAAUGUUGUAGUUGGUGAAGUUCCAAGGAUAGGUUUUGAGCAUGUUUUGAGUAAUGGAAAAUCUAAAUGUUCCCUUGCUAUGGAUGUUAGUCUCCAGGAAUUUACCAUGGUUUCAAUCUCAAGCUUUUUUACUGGAAGUUGCAAACAAAGAUAGUAACACACAAGACAUUGACAAGCUAUUUGACAUUUGGUCAAGAUGGUUGUUCAUUCCUUGCAAUGAUUUUGAUAUUGCAAAUGUUGAGUUGAUAUUUGUUCCUAUACUCUUGAGUGAGCACUUUUUCCUAAUUGUUGUGAAUUUGAAGGAAGAAAAGCUUCAGUUCAUUGAUAAUAUGAGUUAUGAUACAAAGUACAUGAGUGAGGUUGAGAAGUUCUCUAAUGUUCUGAGUGAUAUGCUGAGUACUUUUCUUGAUCAACGCCUUCCUCAAAGUAAUGACUCAGUGAAGAACAUGGUUGAGUAUACUUUGGAGUCGCCUUCUCUAAAUUGGAAAUCUGGAAAACAGAAGAAUAAUGAUAGUGGCAUUUAUACUAUGGUCAGCAUGCUUUACUUUGAUGGAGCUGAUAUGUUCAACUGCGAUGUUUUGAAAACGGUUUCAACUAGACGGGCAUUGAGAGCUCGGAUUGCUGCUACUCUGGUAUUGUCUGAUAUGAACACUGUCAGAGAUGAAGUUCUUAAAAAGCUAUCUGAAUUCAGAUUAAUAAGGAGUCAAGAUGCAAAAGAUGUUUUUGAUGGGAUGAAGAAGAAAACAAAGCAAGGUAAAAAGGAAAAGAAAGUAUAGGCAGGCUAACAAAUAUGCGGAUGAAGUUUUUUGCUUAGAAUUUUUUUGCACAAAAGUAGGAAAUCUAAUGUAAUGAUGUAGUUUGCAUCAACAAAUGGAUAAUCUAACGAAUUUGUAUAAGUGUUAAUGUAGAACAAUAUGAUAUGAUUUCAGUUCAUACAAAGCUUUUGAAUUGGUGGUAUUGGUAGUUCUUUUGAUAUGUAAUCCUUAAUUGACAUUC